Rhineura floridana is the source of this 1933-nucleotide messenger RNA. It is a transcript of the gene C1H8orf76, whose product is annotated as chromosome 1 C8orf76 homolog. Bases 319 to 1482 code for a protein of 387 amino acids. NCBI's taxonomy places the organism in Eukaryota, Metazoa, Chordata, Lepidosauria, Squamata, Rhineuridae. Gene Ontology annotation, molecular function: protein binding. The record is from RefSeq and is a predicted model, not a curated record. The transcript has 6 exons.
GAGGCGCGGGGGUCUGUGUUGCUGUCCAAUCACAUCUACUCCGCCAAACCUCUGAUUUCUACGCUGUGUUCUGAAAGCUGCAGUUACUUCUUUUUCUGCUCAAAUCGACCCGGAAGCCUCAAACUGCGUAUGAGUCCGUUGUGAGUCUAUAGGCAAGUCUAUGGGCAAGUCUAUGGGCAGCCAUGUGAAGGCGCUUAUCGUCACUGAGGCGGUCUAGGUAUGGCGCCGUGCUGUCCUCUGUGACCCAAGAGGGGCCGCUCUAGCAACAGAGUCUGCGACAUACUCGUUCUCCCCUCCGCCCCCCCUCCCUCAGCCGGCAUGGCGCUGCCUUUGGGGUUCGAGUUUGAGGAGUCGGUCUUCGAGGGGGGCUGCCGGGAGCGGAAGGGUCGCCCCUCUCUUCCCCCCGCCUACAGCCCCCGGCGGUGCGAGCCCCAGUGGUUUUGUGAGGAAAGAAACUGCGAGGAUGCUGCUGAAAGUGUCAAUAUUAAAAAGUUCAGAGGAGAUCUGGCAUACAAGCAAAAGGAAUUCAAGAAUGCUGCGUGUGAGUAUUCUGGCUGCCUUGCGCUGCUGCCUCUCAGCAAUGUUGCCAUGAGAAGAGAUGUACAGGAGAGCCACGCUCGCUGCUUAGCUCAUCUGGGGAGACACAAGGAAGCCUUAGAGAUUGCAGAAACGUUGAGAAAUGGAGCAACCAACACUGACCAUGUAACAGCAGUACUUGGCCUGCAGCUUGCCAUUUACAGCACUCUGGAGCGCAUUGAGAAAAUAAUUGGGUGCUUACAGCAACUGAUCUCGUUACACCCUUUCCACCCAGGAGACUGGAAGUCGCUUGCUGAAACUUAUGUGAGCUGUUUGCAGUCUCCAGCACCAGUGUCUCUGUCAGAAGCUGAUCUCUUGCAAUGUGGUGGCUUAGGUUUAGAGAACUGUCUCAAGGUUUCCUCAAAUGAAUCCGGCUUUCAGUGUUGCAGAAAACACAGCUGGAGAAAGGACUUCUCUUUGCAGUUUUCUCCCAGAACAAACAACGGCUUUGGAACUUGUGAGGAAGGCCAAAGAGAAAACAGACCUACCCGUGCCUUGGGAAAAUCAGAGAUACGGCACACAACGAUGUUUGAUUCCAUGGGAGAAGAAGGGUCAAGAGAUGUUUGGAUAUAUGCAUGUGCUUCCUUUGUUAGAGCAAGGCUCUUGUUUCAGCUCAUGCAGUCGAAUCAGUCUUCCUUUGCCUUAGAAAGUAACUUGAAGGCUCAGCAGGAAAUUGAAGACAAAAUUACAUCUUUGGGCUUGAAGGGAGAUGUUUUGUCCUUGAUGACUUCGGCUAUGGGAGAGGAUCUUGUCCCAGAAAAGCUCAAAGAGGACAUUCAGGGAGAGGUGAAAUGCUUAAGUGCUUCAGCCCUCACAUCCCUAAUGACUGCAUCCACCGUGGCAUUUGAACAAAAAUGGUUCCAGAAGCUCAGAGGCCGCUUGUCUCACUUGGACUGUUGCACAUAACACUAUGUGGCUGUACUGUUACUCUUGUUGCAUUUUUGUUUUUAUCUUGGCUGUUUAAAAGGACUUGUAUGGAAAUGCCUGAAGGAUGUGCUGGCUGGGGAAGAAUUCCACACUGGAAGCAAGUUCCAUCUGUGAUGGCUGACUUGCUCCAGUGUAGCCCUUUCUGCUGACAUGAGAGUGCCUUGGCCAUAAUGAGCUCAUUGGUAAUGAGCUCAUUUCUACCAAGGGCCUGGUGCAUGCAACUGCUCUGUUACAUGGUAACUGAGCACCCCCAUGCUGAGCAUGACAAACUUCCGUCUCUGGGGUCUUCUGGCUUGUCUUGAUCCUCCAAUGAACCACACUGUCCACUUGCAAAGGGGGUGAAAUGCUCUUCGUAAAAUAAAGAUUGCAUGUCAUUUUUUUUUAAAAAAAACUAGUUUUUCCAUAACUAAAAUAAAAUGUUUUUAUAGCA